CCUGCCCGGGGCCCUGGCAUUGAGAAAUUCCAAAUUCGUUUCGAUCUCUCUGAUUCUGAAGAAUUUAUCCCAAUGCCACAAGGAGGAACGCAGCCAUGACGACCACCUCGCACAUGAUCCCCUACUUUUUGGGCCUGAAAGGGCCCACCGGUUUCAGCUCGCGGUCCACCGCAGAGGAGACGUCCGCUGGAGUGGACCUCACUGGACGGGUGGCAAUUGUGACGGGUGCCUCCAGCGGCCUUGGGAUUGAGACCGCCCGUGUGCUCGCACUGCGGGGGGCGGAGGUGGUCAUUGGCGUGCGGAGAGUGAAUGCGGGGGAGGAGACAAAGGAAGUCAUUCUGAAGAGCAUUCCAAAUGCAAAAAUCCACGUCCUGGAGCUGGACCUGGGCUCGCUCGCCUCGGUCCGCGAGUUCGUCAAGAACUUCAAGGAGCUUAAGCUGCCGCUUAACAUCCUCAUCAAUAAUGCGGGUGUGAUGGCGUGCCCCUUUGGCAGGACCAAGGACGGCCACGAGCUGCAGUUUGGGACUAACCACCUGGCCCACUUUCUGCUGACGGAGCUGCUGCUGCCGCUGAUCAAGCAGACCGCCAAGGACACCGGCAUCCAGGGCCGCAUCGUCAUCCUGGCGUCAUCCGGGCACGACCUCACCUAUCCGGGGGGUAUUCGGUUCGACAAGCUCGACAGCGAGGAGGGAUACGAUCCGUAUCGUGCGUACGGCCAGUCCAAGCUCGCAAACCUGCUGCACGCAAAGGAGCUGGCGAGGCGCCUCAAGGAAGAGAACGCGAACGUGAUCGUGAACGCGCUUCACCCGGGGGUCAUCCAGACGGGCCUCGCGCGGCACAUGCCCAAGAUCGCCGUGUUCUUCAUCAAGACUUUCGGCGGGCUGGCCCUCAAGAGCAUCCCCCAGGGAGCGGCGACGAGCUUGUUUCUGGCAACGAACCCCAAAGUCACGGUCUCAGGCGAGUACUGGGCCGACAGCAACAUCGCCGCGCGGAGCGAUCUGGCGCGCGACGACGGACUCGCCAAGCGGCUCUACGAAGUCAGCCUCGAUAUGACCAAACCCUAGACCCUAACCUUAACCCUUAACCAAAAAUGCCAAACCCUGAGCCAUAAACCUUGAGCCCUGCUUUCGAGUCCCCAGCCCCACUUGAUCCCCACAGCCCUGAAGCUUGACAGUUGACCCUUUUCUUGAACCGUACAACUCAAACCCUGCACUCAUAGAUCAUAGGGGACUUUAAAAGGUUGACCCCCUACACCUCAAACCCCGUUUCCCAAACCUUAGGUUCUAGCUGAGUACUGGGAUUUGGAAGCUGACGGCACUCCUUCGGUUUGACGCCCGCUGCUUGCGUGGAGCAAUUAAUGUGGUCCAACAGAUGAUAGUUUAGUGCAUGCCUGAUUGAUGGGCAAUUUUGUGCGGAGUGUAAAGUAUACGCGCUUGGGGAAGAAGCCGUUAGUAUAUUUGGAUAAAAGAUAGUUGUGAGGAGGAUUGCUUGAUCACUAGAGCCUUUUAUUGUAUAGUGUGUUUGCUGGUUCGCCGUCUUGCGCUACUCAAUUGCUGACAGAUAUGGUGUACUUUUGCUUGUUCAAACUAAACAUAUCUAUUUCUCCUCUUAUUUGAGGAGUGUUAGAGCCGUGCUUACAAGAAUUGGGACUCCUUCACUGCAC
This is a messenger RNA of Klebsormidium nitens, 1663 nucleotides long. The record is from the annotation of a GenBank genome assembly. Lineage: Eukaryota; Viridiplantae; Streptophyta; Klebsormidiophyceae; Klebsormidiales; Klebsormidiaceae.